Symbiodinium sp. CCMP2592 is the source of this 654-nucleotide messenger RNA. The record is from the annotation of a GenBank genome assembly. NCBI's taxonomy places the organism in Eukaryota, Dinophyceae, Suessiales, Symbiodiniaceae.
AUGAUGAGUAUUACUUCGUUGCUUGCUGUGGGAUGUUCAGUAGAAAGCCAGACCAAGGCGAAAUAUUUCUUUCAUCUUUGCAAUGUCUUAACUCUCUUCUUCGUUAUCGUCUAUGCCUUCUUCCGCUCCUACAUUUGGUCCUGCUACCGGCGGUUUUCCUGGCUCACGAUGGCGAUCCUCAACAACCAGACUAUUCCCAGACGAUUCCCUCUGAGUUUCCAUGAAAUGGAACUCGUUGGAGAAGAUUGCAAGGUGGAAACGGAGGGGACCGGACUUCAAGGUGUCCCAUGUCGGCCCUCCCUUCAACAAAUCAAUCGGCUGUGUCAAGGAUCUGCAUACUUGGACAGCUUGCAUCAACCUUGGCCCAACGCUUUUUCGGGCUACGACUGGGAGGAGCAGAUCUUCGGCUCCAACAACGUCGGAUUCCGAUGCGUUGAGGGCAUUUGCAGCGUGCGGCAAUGGGUGGUGGAACGUGAAUACACACUGCUUGGCAUUAUCUUGUUUGCCAUCGUGCUCAAUUGCUGUCUUCGAGUGACCUGUGAACAUCGAAUACGGGAGUUGAAGGCCAAGAAGCUGCAAGAGCGUCAGCGUGAUUCACAAGAAUUCAGGAGGGGAAAGCGUCCGACGAGCCUGAACUACGGGCACUGUUUUUAG